This is a messenger RNA of Macroventuria anomochaeta, 2962 nucleotides long. RefSeq names its product TPR-like protein. The record is from RefSeq and is a predicted model, not a curated record. Gene Ontology annotation, molecular function: protein binding. Gene Ontology annotation, cellular component: post-mRNA release spliceosomal complex; Prp19 complex; U2-type catalytic step 2 spliceosome. The coding region runs from base 73 to 2586 and encodes 837 amino acids. The transcript has 2 exons. Gene Ontology annotation, biological process: mRNA splicing, via spliceosome; generation of catalytic spliceosome for first transesterification step. Lineage: Eukaryota; Fungi; Ascomycota; Dothideomycetes; Pleosporales; Didymellaceae.
CUCGCACGCCCGACCUCACCGCGAUCCCCGCCGCCCGACCGCGGGCAGUCGACCGCCCACCCUGGCGCAGCAAUGCCCGCUCAGAUCCUCCAGACCGUGACCGCGAGCCUCGCCCGGCCCGGCAGCAAGCGCAAGAUGGAGCGCGCGCAGGACCUCUUUCUGAUCACCGACCAGGACGUCGCCUACGAGCAGGAUAUCCAGCGCAACGCCGGCAGCGUCAAGCCAUGGCUGGACUACUACAGCUUCAAGCGCAGCCGCGGCAGCAUCCUCGAGCAGGCCUUCGUGCUGGAGCGCGCCGUCACCACCCUGCCGCGCUCCUACAAGCUGUGGAAGCUGUACCUGGAGCUGCGCACCCGCCAUCUCGCGAAGAAGAACCCGGCCAAGUUUGCGCCGCACUUCCUCAAGGUCAAUUCGCUGUUCGAGCGCGCCCUGGUCCUGCUGAACAAGAUGCCGCGCAUCUGGGAAAUGUACCUGGCCUUCCUCAUGCAGCAGCCCCUCGUCAGCACCACCCGUCGCACCUUCGACCGCGCCCUGCGAGCCCUGCCCCUCACUCAGCACAACCGCAUAUGGGCCCUCUACCGACCCUUCGCGACCUCUGCUUCUGGCGAGACGGCCGUCAGGAUAUGGCGGAGAUACAUGCAGAUCCACCCCGAGGACGCCGAGGACUUCAUCGAACUGCUCAAGGACAUGCGCAAGUACACCGAGGCCGUCAAGAAGUACAUGGAGCUUCUCAACAACCCGCAUUUCAAGAGCAAGGAGGCCAAGGGACCCUUCCAGUUCUGGACUGAGAUGAUCGACCUGCUGAUCGACCAUGCCAAAGAGAUCGACGCCAGCGACGACAGCGGCAUCGAUGUCGAGAAGAUUAUCCACAGCGGUAUCGCCAAGUUCCCCGACCAGCGAGGUGUGCUUUGGGUCGGCCUGGCGCGGUACUGGAUGCACAAGGGCGAGUACGAGAAGGCACGAGACGUGUUCGAGGAGGCCAUCACCACUGUCAUGACCGUUCGAGAUUUCUCCAUGGUCUUUGACACCUACGUCGAGGCCGAGGAAACCAUGAUUGGGGUCAAGAUGAACGACGCAGCUGCUCGUUCAGACAAGGGCAAAGUGGACGCAGCUGCUGACGCGGAUCUUGACAUCCGGCUCGUUCGUUUCGAGUCGCUGAUGCAACGGAGACCGUUCCUACUCAACGAUGUCUUGCUGCGGCAGAACCCACACAAUGUCAUCGAAUGGGAGAAGCGCGUGGCCUUGUGGGGCGACAACAAAAAGGAGGUGGUCCAAACUUACACAGAUGCCAUUGCCGCGAUUCACCCGAAAAAAGCAGUGGGCAAGUUCCACGAGCUCUGGACAAACUACGCCAAAUUCUACGAGGCUGGUGGUAGCUUACACAACGCUCGCGCCAUCAUGGAGAAGGCCGUCAAGGUUCCCUUCAAGUCGGUUGCCGAACUUGCCGAGAUGUGGUGCGAGUGGGCAGAGAUGGAGCUGCGCAACGAGAACUUUGACAAGGCGGUCGAGAUCAUGGCCAAGGCUACGCAGGCGCCUAAGCGAUCGAACGUCGACUACUUUGAUGAGUCCUUGACACCGCAGCAGCGUGUUCACAAGAGCUGGAAGCUGUGGAGUUUCUACGUCGACCUCGUAGAGAGUGUCAGCACGCUGGAAGAGACCAGGAAGGUGUACGAGAGAAUCUUUGAGCUUCGCAUCGCUACACCGCAAACCGUCGUCAACUACGCCAACCUGCUCGAGGAGAACAAAUACUUCGAAGACUGCUUCAAGGUCUACGAGCGCGGUCUCGACCUCUUCAGCUACCCGGUCGCAUUCGAGAUCUGGAACUUGUACCUCACCAAAGCCGUCGACCGCAAGAUCGGCAUGGAGCGCCUGCGAGACCUUUUCGAACAAGCCGUCGAAGGCUGUCCACCCAAGUUCGCCAAGGUUCUAUACCUCAUGUACGGCGCCCUCGAAGAAGACCGCGGCCUCGCACGCCACGCAAUGCGCAUCUACGAGCGUGCAACCCGCGCCGUCGCCGACGAAGACCGCAUGGACAUGUUCAACUUCUACAUCACCAAAUCCGCAUCUAACUUCGGCCUCACAUCCACACGCCCGAUCUACGAGCGCGCUAUCGCCGCGCUACCAGACGCCGAAGCAAAGGAAAUGUGCCUCAAGUUUGCAGAUAUGGAGAGACGGCUGGGGGAAAUCGACCGCGCAAGAGCCAUCUACGGUCACGCGUCGCAGUUCUGCGACCCCAGAACGAGCCCCGAGUUCUGGAAGAAGUGGGAGAGCUUCGAGGUCCAGCACGGAAACGAGGAUACUUACAAGGAGAUGCUGCGUAUCAAGCGCAGUGUUCAGGCUCAGUACAACACGGACGUCAACUUCAUCGCCUCGCAAGCCGUCGCGCGCGGGCAAGCCAACGACAGCUCCGAAACUCUCGUGGACGACUCAGCGGCUGGCGAAGACGCCAUGGCCGCGCUUGAGCGCCAGGCUCGCGCUCCUGCUGGUUUCGUCGCUGCCAGCACUGGUCUCAAGGGGAACAUUGCCGCUGUGGAAGACACAGCUGCGAACCCAGACGCAAUCGAUCUUGAUGACGACGAUCUAUGAUCCACUCGCGGUGGACCACUUUAGGGAUAGAAGGAUUGGGGACGGAUGGAUAUCUGGGGUGUGCAUAUCACGGCGUUUGGGUCGCCUCUCCACGAGAUGGCGUUUGUGAAUUUGUACGUGUAUGGCCUAGAGCCAUUGCAUAUUCGGCGCGUCUACUUUCCUUUAUCGCUUUGCGUGUGGGAGAUAUCAAAAUGAAUUUGCGACUCCUUACCAGCCGGGAACCGGACUUUUCCUUUGUGUUGAACGAGAUGGUGGAUCUUUUCUUCUUUUCCUACACCCUUCAAUUCGUAUAUAUCAGAUCGAAACUCAUACAAAACAUCUCACAUAUCAACCCGAGCUUCGUACUCCAAGCUAGCUAUGAAAUGGUCGAUGCACG